GUCUCUGGCGCUGUGAGGCAGCAGCUCUACCCGCUGCGCCACUGUGCUCUUCCCCCUCUCACUUUUUCUCCUGUUCCAUCCAUUAAGAACCUGUGCUCACGUUCACAAUGUUUCUGGAGUAAUGUGCUUCUCUGAAUGGUCUGGUAUAAACACCAGCUUGUACGUGUCCCUACUCAAUCACUAUUAUUCCUCCUGCCUUGUGUUGCUUAGAACGGAACAAAAUAGAUGAGGCACAAAACAAACGCUGGAGCAACUCAGCGGGAUGAACAGCAGCCAGGGGAGGGUGGAAGGAAUAGAAGAUGUACCUUUCACAGAUGCUGCCCGACCCACUGAGUUCCUCCAUCAUCCUGCUGAUUAUUCCAGAUUCCUACACCUGGUGCUUUGUAUCUGCAGACUCUGGAUGGGUUCUUACCAGAAAUCGGCAGUGCUCAAAAACAAAUUCCACCUCUUUGUCCAGCAGCCACUAAAGCCUAAGGGUUAACAUUUUAUCAAUAUGUUUGCUCAGUGGGCGGCACAGUGGUGCAGCUAGUAGAGCAGCAGCCUUGGUUCCAGAGGCCAGGUUUGAUCAUGACUAGGGUGCUGUCUCUGGACCAUCCCCCUGUAACUGGGUUUUCCCCAGGAGUAUCACAGAUUCACCACACUCUAGCUCAAGAAAUUCCUUAUUUCCAUUCUAAAGGAAGAUGUUGCAGACUCUGAGCGACUGGUUUUGGUGGGAUCACCUGUGGCUUCCCCGGAAUGUGACAUGGGCCGAUCUGCAGGACACAGAGGACUAUGAAUAUGCAACGGUCUCUCAUUUAUAUGUCACCGUCAUCUACGCCCUGCUCCUUAUAGUGGUCCGAUAUUUAUUUGAAAGGCUGGUAGCGACCCCACUUGCCAAAGUCAUGGGGCUCAAGGAACAAGCCCGGUUAAAGGCCACACAUAACCCUGUUCUAGAAAACGUUUUUGUCUCAGUUUCCAAACAUCCAAACAAGUCACAGUUAGAAGGGCUGUCUAAGAAAUGCAGCUGUUCUAUACGGCAAGCGGAGCGAUGGUUUAGGAGGAGGCGGAACCAGGACAGACCGAGUUUGAUGAAAAAGUUUCGCGAAGCUUGCUGGCGAUGUACCUUUUAUCUGCUGGCAUUUACUGGUGGGAUCACUGUCCUCAUUGAUAAACCGUGGUUUUACGACACCUGGGAGGUCUGGGUGGGAUACCCCAAACAGUCAUUGUUACCCUCUCAAUAUUGGUACUACAUCAUCGAACUGAGCUUCUACUGGUCACUAUUGUUCAGCAUUGCAUCGGAUGUCAAAAGAAAGGAUUUUCAAGAACAAAUAAUUCAUCAUUUAGCAACGAUCAUCCUGCUGAGUUUCUCCUGGUGUGCGAACUACAUCCGUGUGGGAACGCUGGUGAUGGCCGUACAUGAUGCCUCGGACAUCUUGUUGGAGUCGGCCAAGAUGUUUAAUUAUGCCGGGUGGAAAUCGCUCUGUAACUCCCUCUUCAUCGUGUUUGCCGCUGUGUUUAUAAUCACCAGGCUCAUCAUCUUCCCUUUUUGGAUCAUCCACUGUACCUGGGUCUAUCCCGUUCACCACUACCCACCAUUCUUCGGAUAUUAUUUCUUCAACGUCAUGCUGGUUGUCCUUCAGAUGCUUCAUGUUUUCUGGGCGUUCCUCAUCCUGCGGAUGAUGGCAAAGUUUCUCUUCAGUAAGCUGGAUGGAGAUGAUCGGAGUGAUAUGGAGGAGUGUGAGGCGAGCAGUGAAGAAGAGGGCAUGAAGAAUGGUACUGGUGCCAAUGGCCGUCCAUCGGUGAACAGCCAUCACUGACCCAGGGAGGAGGUCAGCUCUGAGCGGGCAGUGUAUACAUCUUCAGAGCUGGGAGUGCAGCAGCUUUGGCAACAAGUCUCACACUGUCAGUGGACCUGAGGAGAAGUGAGCAUUACCUACUCUUGUUUUUGUGCACCGCCAGCUUUGGAGUUACAGAAGAAGCUGCUCCGUAUGGAAAGUCUACAAGUAUUCACCUUGAAUAGCAGUGUCAAAUGUCAAUGUUGAAAACAGAAUCCUCUGGACCCCCAGCUAGUGGCAGGGUAUAUAUAACUCAUUGGAAUUGUGCACCAGGCUUCACAACAUCAGCCUCCACCUAUUCUAACUAUAAUAGCAUU
Messenger RNA from Amblyraja radiata (thorny skate), 2131 nucleotides. Its product is annotated as ceramide synthase 2. The record is from RefSeq and is a predicted model, not a curated record. The coding region runs from base 681 to 1796 and encodes 371 amino acids. Gene Ontology annotation, molecular function: sphingosine N-acyltransferase activity; DNA binding. Gene Ontology annotation, biological process: ceramide biosynthetic process. Gene Ontology annotation, cellular component: membrane. NCBI's taxonomy places the organism in Eukaryota, Metazoa, Chordata, Chondrichthyes, Rajiformes, Rajidae. The transcript has 11 exons.